This is a messenger RNA of Pseudovirgaria hyperparasitica, 510 nucleotides long. Its product is annotated as putative non-classical export protein Nce2. The record is from RefSeq and is a predicted model, not a curated record. The transcript has 3 exons. Lineage: Eukaryota; Fungi; Ascomycota; Dothideomycetes; Acrospermales; Acrospermaceae. The coding region runs from base 1 to 510 and encodes 169 amino acids. Gene Ontology annotation, biological process: protein localization to plasma membrane; eisosome assembly. Gene Ontology annotation, cellular component: eisosome; plasma membrane.
AUGUCUGUCGUCCAAACUGGCCUACGAGCCCUCCAGUUCCUAUGGACUCUCCUGCUCAUAUCUCUCAUUGGUAACAUUAUCCACGAUGCGUACGCCGGCAAUCCUAGCAUCAUCAACUACGACAUGUUUGUUGCCGUUUUCGGUAUGCUGUCUCUGAUCUACCUUAUACCAACCUCCAUCAAGGAUGGCAUGGCCAUUCCAAUCGUUACCAUGGCUCUAGAUGGCCUCAAUACAUUAUUCUGGCUUAUCGGCGGUAUUGCUACGGCUGCCUACCUCGGCGCCCACAGCUGCAGCAAUGAGGGCUACGCAAGCACCAACGUCGUGACGAACGGUGGCCCACAUAUGAAGCGUUGUCGUGAGGCGCAGGCAUCCACCGCCUUCCUUUGGUUCGGAUUUGCCACGUUCGCUGCUACUACUGUUCUAUCCAUCAUGGGUGGUGGCGGUAACGUUAAUAUGCGUGGUGGUAUUGGAGGUAUCCGCCGUGGGGCUCCGUCAAUGAGCCAGGUCUAG